ACGAAGGACAGAUACAGCGUCCUAACAGAAAGAAGAUUCCUUUACUCGAGAAUAAACUGUACCGGGUCACCGACUUGCACUAUGAUUACAUGCUUAUAAUAAGUCUGUUAGGAAAAGUGAAAACGUAAUUUGUGGAAUAAUGAUACGAACUUUCGGUACCGGAUCUGUGUGCGCGAGCUUACUGACACAGGGAUCAAAGUAUGCAACGUGCAGAGCUGCACACCACAGCGGCUCGUUUGAUGUUGCUGUUGUUGGUGGAGGGAUUGUUGGACUGGCCUCUGCCAGAGAGCUGAUCCUCAGGCACCCAAACCUCACCUUUACUCUGCUGGAGAAAGAAAAUGAGCUUUCUCUCCAUCAGACAGGUCAUAACAGUGGUGUGAUCCACUCUGGGAUAUACUACACACCAGGCUCUCUGAAGGCUCAGCUUUGUGUUCGUGGAGCCAUGUUAACAUAUCAGUACUGCCAGAAGAAAGGUGUGCCUUAUAAGAAAUGUGGCAAGCUUAUCGUAGCAGUGGAGAGAGAGGAGAUCCCCCGUCUGAAAGCUCUAUAUGAACGCGGUCAGGUGAACAAUGUUCAAGAUCUGCGUCUGAUUGACGCCAAGGCCAUCCGAGAGAAAGAGCCGUACUGCAGGGGCAUCAUGGCAUUAGACUCUCCAAACACAGGGAUUGUUGACUGGCGGUUAGUAGCUCUGACCUACGGUAAGGACUUCCAGGAAGCAGGUGGCACUGUGCUAACUGACUUUGAAGCAUCUGACAUUAAGGUGGCGGCAGAAAGCCCAGCUGGGGGUGCUGAAGGGCUGAAAUAUCCCAUCAUCAUCCACAGCUCACAGGGGAAGGAGGUGAGGUGUCGGUUUGUGUUGACGUGUGGAGGCCUUUACGCUGAUCGGCUGUCUGAGAUAUCUGGCUGUAGUUCAGAGCCCCGUAUCGUUCCCUUCAGAGGAGAUUACCUGGUGCUUAAGCCAGAGAAAAACUACCUGGUCAGGGGCAACAUCUACCCUGUGCCAAACCCACGGUUCCCAUUUCUUGGAUUCCAUUUCACUCCUCGUAUGGACGGUAGCGUCUGGCUUGGUCCAAAUGCUGUGUUGGCUUUUAAACGAGAGGGGUAUAAACUCUUUGACUUCGACACACAAGACUUCGUUAAUGCGGUCUCCUACAGGGGUCUGCAGAGGCUGGUAAUGAAGAAUAUUGCGUAUGGAAUGGGAGAAAUAUAUAGAGGUAUGUUUACCAGUGCUCAGGUAAAGAACCUGCAGAAGUUCAUACCUGAACUGAGCCCCAGUGAUGUCCUCAGGGGGCCGUCGGGGGUGCGUGCACAGGCUUUGGAUGCUGAAGGAAACCUGGUGGACGAUUUUGUGUUUGAUGGUGGGAAGGGAGAGCUGGGCAGCCGGAUUCUGCAUGUACGCAAUGCCCCGUCACCCGCUGCGAGCUCCUCCCUGGCCAUCGCUGAGAUGAUUGCUGAUGAACUGGAGAAAAGAUUUCAACUGUAGACAUACCUCAGAUGAUGCUGCCAUAACCUUGAUUACACUCUCACUCUUAUACUUCAAUUCAGAGGAUAAAAGAGUAAUUAUAGAAUAAGUUUUACUUUUAUACUAGUGAGGAACAGUAAUGAUCUAAAGAUAUUUCUGGUGCUCUUUUCUAAUAUAUCUUCUAAAAAUUAUGCAGAUUUUAGGAAAUGUUGGAUUACUGUUGUUAUGUCUUUGUAUAUCUGGUGAUUUAUGAGGGAAAAGAACUGCCUUAAAAUAAUGUACAUCGGUAGUUGCGUCUUAAGAGAAUGCAUUCACUCCAUAUCUGAAUUUGUAAAAAUAAAGCAUGACAAAUUA
Messenger RNA from Carassius carassius (crucian carp), 1816 nucleotides. It is a transcript of the gene l2hgdh, whose product is annotated as L-2-hydroxyglutarate dehydrogenase. The record is from RefSeq and is a predicted model, not a curated record. NCBI's taxonomy places the organism in Eukaryota, Metazoa, Chordata, Actinopteri, Cypriniformes, Cyprinidae. The coding region runs from base 140 to 1483 and encodes 447 amino acids. Gene Ontology annotation, molecular function: (S)-2-hydroxy-acid oxidase activity; (S)-2-hydroxyglutarate dehydrogenase activity. The transcript is spliced from 10 exons.